GAUUUCAUUUGUUGACGACAUUGUGAAGAAGAUUGAAUCAGGACAGCACUGGAUCACAAUCACUGGUAAUGCUGGUGAUGGGAAGACAACGACAGCCUACAUGGUGUUGGAUGAGAUGACGAAGCAAGGCAGGGAGGUGUUUCACGUGAAGGAGCCUGAUCAGUAUUACAUCCUGACAGAAAAUACCAACCAAAGAGUCAAAUUUGUUGUCAUGUUGAAUGAUGUCAUAGGUGCCUUUGCCUUGGACAAACUAGCUUUCAUCAAAUGGAAACCUGUCAUCUUUGACGCCCUUGAAAAUAUCAGACAAACUAACAAGUCUGAAUUCGCAAGCACUCUGACCAUUAUUUUUGUCCACAGGGCUUACGUCCUUAAUGAAGCAUGUGGCAGUUUUGACAAACAUACACCUGAUAUUGUAGGCAAGGAAGCUCUAACAUCUCUUGCUUCACUUCCUGAAACAGAGCGCAUGGAAAUUCUCCAGUAUCACCUGACACUUGCAGGUAUUGUUGACAUACCAGAGAGCAGUAAGAAACAGGUAGUUCGUACUAAGACACCACAUGGAUUUCCACAUUGUUGUCAAAUGUUUACAGAAUUAAAAGCUAAAGAAAAACAAGUGGACAUUGAACAAUUCUUUUCCUGUCCUCUUGAGUGUCUUGAUAACGUAACCAAAACACAUCUGGACAAUGAGGAAACAAAGGAAGUGUUUAAGAUGCUGAUGAAAAAGGAUGGAAAGCUUGACCUGAAUGAAAUAGACGAUGACGAAGAAAGGAACCGUCUAGAGUCAGUGUCAUCACCUUUGUUUGGAAGCUACCUGUCAGACAACAAUGGCAUGAUAACGUUCUCGCAUUCCUCAAUCUAUGAAAGUGUAGCACAUUGCAUCGGACAAUUAGACGUAGUAUUUGCAAUCAAACAUUUCAGCUUCUCUUACAUAAUGCAGAGCAUGAAAUUUAUGGAGACCCAAUGCAUUUCGCGGAAUGUCAUCAGUGUUGCUCCAAGCAGGAUGAAUAUUACAACACUUUGUAAAAGAUUUACCCAGCCUGUGGCCUACAGAUGGUUUUCUGUCCUUGAACACAAUUUCUUUCAAAAGGAAGAUUUUUGUAGGAUUUUCUUUUCAUCUUUGAUCAGGACCAAUAAUCUGAACUUGGAGAAUGAUAAACUGGUGGCCCUUGACAACAAAGACAGUAAUGGAGACACCAUGUUGCAUGUUUUGUCAAGAUGUAAAAAUACGACAGCUAUCCAAGUUCUUCUGGAGUGCGGCGCAGAUGUGAACAAGGGGAAUAUGCGGGGGAAAACAGCCUUCCAUGAGUUGUGUGAAGGCGAAGGUGUCGAUGCAAGUGCUCUAAAGCUGAUGCUCAAACACGGGGCGGAUGUCAACAUAGUGAGUGGGGAUGGCGGAACAGCUCUCCACUGUCUGUGUACUGCGAGUACUGUCGAUGUUGCAAAUGUGGAACUGUUGAUCAAGAACAACAUUGAUCUGAAUUGGGCUGACGGGGUGGGAUAUACAGCUCUUCACUAUUUGUGUGCACGUAAGGAUGUAGAUACAUCUGUCUUUGACCUAAUCAUUAAACAUGGCGCUGCUGUCAACAUGUUCGGUGAAAAUGGCAAGUCAGCACUUCAUGUCUUGUGUAAAGGAGGGGAUACUAACGUAAGAAAUGUGGCCCUACUGAUCCAACAUGGUGCUGAUGUCAACACGACUGACAUGGAGGGAUUUACAGCACUUUACCAUCUGAGUGCUAGGGAUGAUGUCAAUGAAAGCUCUUUCAAACUAUUGUUACAAAAGGGUGCUGAUGUCAACAAGGCUGGCGUGCAGGGUUUGACAGCACUUCACCUACUGUGUGGUAGGGAUGAUGUCAAUCACCUCGCUGUGAACUUGUUGUUACAAAACGGUGCUGAUGUUAACAGGGCUGCCUUGGAGGGUUUUGAGGGCGUGACAGCACUUCACUGUCUCUGUGUUUGGGACAAUGUCAAUGAAAGCGCUAUCAAACUGUUGUUACAAAACGGUGCUGAUGUCAACAAGGCUGACGUGAAAGGUGGGACAGCACUUCACCAUUUGUGUGCGAGGGAUGCUGUCAAUGAAAGCGCUGUCAGAUUGUUGUUACAAAACGGAGCUGAAGUCAAAAAGGCUGACGUGGAGGGCGUGACAGCACUUCACCAUCUGUGUGAUAGGGAUGAUGUCAAUGAAAGCGCUAUCAAACUAGUGUUACAAAACGGAGCUGAUGUCAACAAGGCUGACAUGGAGGGCUUUACAGCACUUCACUGUUUGUGUGAUAGGGAUUAUGUCACUGAGAACGCUGUCAAACUGUUGUUACAAAACGGAGCUGAUGUCAACGAGGCUGACGUGAAAGGUAGGACAGCACUUCACUAUCUGUGUCCUAGGGAUGAUGUCAAUGAAAGCGCUAUCAAACUGUUGUUACAAAACGGAGCGGAUGUCAACGAGGCUGACGUGAAAGGUAGGACAGCACUUCACCAUUUGUGUGGUAAGGAUAAUGUAACUGAAAGCGCUUUCAAACUGUUGUUACAAAACGGAGCGGAUGUCAAUAAGGCUGGCGUGAAAGGUAGGACAGCACUUCAUCAUCUGUGUGGUAAGGAUGAUGUAAAUGAAAGCGCUAUCAAACUGUUGUUUCAAAACGGAGCUGAUGUCAACAAGGCUGCCCUGAAAGGCAGGACAGCACUUCACUGUCUGUGUGUUAGGAAUGAUGUCAAUGAAAGCGCUAUCAAACUGUUGUUACAAAACGGAGCUGAUGUCAACAAGGCUGACAUGGAGGGCGUGACAGCACUUCACUAUCUGUGUGGUAGGAAUGAUGUCAAUGAAAGCUCUAUCAAACUGUUGUUACAAAAAGGAGCUGAUGUCAACAAGGCUGGCGUGCAGGGUUUGACAGCACUUCACCUACUGUGUGGUAGGGAUGAUGUCAAUCACCUCGCUGUGAACUUGUUGUUACAAAACGGUGCUGAUGUUAACAGGGCUGCCUUGGAGGGUUUUGAGGGCGUGACAGCACUUCACUGUCUCUGUGUUUGGGACAAUGUCAAUGAAAGCGCUAUCAAACUGUUGUUACAAAACGGUGCUGAUGUCAACAAGGCUGACGUGAAAGGUGGGACAGCACUUCACCAUUUGUGUGCGAGGGAUACUGUCAAUGAAAGCGCUGUCAUAUUGUUCUUACAAAACGGAGCUGAAGUCAAAAAGGCUGACGUGGAGGGCGUGACAGCACUUCACCAUCUGUGUGAUAGGGAUGAUGUCAAUGAAAGCGCUAUCAAACUAGUGUUACAAAACGGAGCUGAUGUCAACAAGGCUGACAUGGGGGGCUUUACAGCACUUCACUGUUUGUGUGAUAGGGAUUAUGUCACUGAAAGCGCUGUCAAACUGUUGUUACAAAACGGAGCUGAUGUCAACGAGGCUGACGUGAAAGGUAGGACAGCACUUCAUCAUCUGUGUGGUAAGGAUGAUGUAAAUGAAAGCGCUGUCAAACUGUUGUUUCAAAACGGAGCUGAUGUCAACAAGGCUGCCGUGAAAGGCAGGACAGCACUUCACUGUCUGUGUGUCAGGAAUGAUGUCAAUGAAAGCGCUGUCAAACUGUUGUUACAAAACGGAGCUGAUGUCAACAAGGCUGACAUGGAGGGCAUGACAGCACUUCACUAUCUGUAUGGUAGGAAUGAUGUCAAUGAAAGCGCUAUCGAACUGUUGUUACAAAAAGGAGCUGAUGUCAACAAGGCUGGCGUGGAGGGCGUGACAGCGCUUCACUAUCUGUGUGUUAGGGAUGAUGUCGAUGAAAGCACUAUCCAACUGUUGUUACAAAAGGGAGCGGAUGUCAACAAGGCUGCCGCGGAGGGCUUUACAGCACUUCACUGUCUGUGUGUUAGGGAUGAUGUCAAUGAAAGCAUUAUCCAACUGUUGUUACAAAAGGGAGCGGAUGUCAACAAUGCUGCCGUGGAGGGCGUGACAGCACUUCACUAUCUGUGUGUUAGGGAUGAUGUCAAUGAAAGCACUAUCCAACUGUUGUUACAAAAGGGAGCGGAUGUCAACAAGGCUGCCGUGGAGGGCGUGACAGCACUUCACUGUCUGUGUGAUAGGGAUGAUGUCAAUGAAAGCGCUGUCGAACUGUUGAUACAAAACGGAGCGGAUGUCAACAAGGUUGCCGUGGAGGGCUUUACAGCACUUCGCUGUCUUUGUGAAAGAUAUCAUGUCAAUGAAAGCGCUGUCAAACUGUUGUUACAAAACGGAGCUGAUGUCAACAAGGCUGACACGGAGGGCUUUACAGCACUUUACCCCCUCUCUGCUAGGGAUCAUGUCAAUGAAAGCAUUAUCAAACUGUUGUUACAAAACGGAGCGGAUGUCAACAAGGCUGGUGUGAAGGGCGGGACAGCACUUCACUAUCUGUGUUCUAGGAAUGAUGUCAAUGAAAGCGCUGUCAAUCUGUUGUUACAAAACGGAGCUGAUGUCAACAAGGCUGACAUGCAGGGCUUUACAACACUUUACCAUCUUUGUGCUAGGGAUCAUGUCAAUGAAAGCACUAUCAAACUGCUUUUACAAAACGGAGCGGAUGUCAACAAGGCUGGCGUGAAGGGCUUUACAGCACUUCACAUUCUGUGUGAUGGGAAUGAUGUCAAAGAAAGGGCUGUCAAACUGUUGUUACAAAACGGAGCUGAUGGCAACAAGGCUGACAUGGAGGGCUUUACAACGCUUUACCAUCUGUGUGAUAGGGAUGAUGUCAAUGAAAGCGCUGUCAAAAUGUUGUUACAAAACGGAGCGGAUGUAAACAAGACUACCGUGGAGGGCUUUACAGCACUUUACCAUCUGUGUGCCAGGGAUCAUGUUAAUGAAAGCACUAUCAAACUGUUGUUACAAAACGGAGCGGAUGUCAACAAGGCUGGUGUGAAGGGCUUUACAGCACUUCAAUGUCUGUGUGCUAAGGAUGAUGUCAGCGAAAGCGCUGUCAAACUGUUGUUACAAAACGGAGCGGAUGUCAACAAGUCUGACAUGGAGGGCUUUACAGCACUUCACCAUCUGGGUGCUAGGGAUGAAGUCAAUGAAAGCGUUGUCAAACUGUUGUUACAAAACGGAGCGGAUGUCAACAAAACUGACGUGGAGGGCUUUACAGCACUUCACUAUCUGUGUGCUAGGGAUGAUGUUAAUGAAAGCGCUAUCAAGCUGUUGUUACAAAAGGGAGCUGAUGUCAACAAGGCUGACAUGGAGGGCUUUACAACACUUUACCAUCUGUGUGCUAGGGAUGAUGUCAAUGAAAGCGUUAUCAAACUGUUGUUACAAAACGGAGCUGAUAUGAUCAAGACUGACGUGGAGGGCGUGACAGCACUUCACUAUCUGUGUGCUAGGGAUGAUAUCAAUGAAAGCGCUGUAAAACUGUUGUUAAAAAACGGAGCGGAUGUCAACAAGGCUGGCGUGGAGGGCGUGACAUCACUUCACUAUCUGUGUGCUAGGGAUGAUGUUAAUGAAAGCGCUAUCAAACUGUUGUUACAAAAGGGAGCUGAUGUCAACAAGGCUGACGUGGAGGGCUUUACAGCACUUUACCAUCUGUGUGCCAGGGAUCAUGUUAAUGAAAGCACUAUCAAACUGUUGUUACAAAACGGAGCGGAUGUCAACAAGGCUGGCGUGAAGGGCUUUACAGCACUUCAAUGUCUGUGUGCUAAGGAUGAUGUCAGUGAAAGCGCUGUCAAACUGUUGUUACAAAACGGAGCGGAUGUCAACAAGGCUACCGUGGAGGGCUUUGCAGAUCUUCACUGUCUGUGUGAUAGGGAUGAUGUGAAUGAAAGUGCUGUCAAAAUGUUGUUACAAAACGGAGCGGAUGUCAACAAGGCUGACGUGGAGGGCUUUACAGCACUUUACCAUCUGUGUGCCAGGGAUCAUGUCAAUGAAAGCACUAUCAAACUGGUAUUACAAAACGGAGCGGAUGUCAACAAGGCUGACGAGAAGGACUUUACAGCCCUUCACUGUCUUUGUGUUAGGAAUGAUGUCAAUGAAAGCGCUGUCGAACUGUUGUUAAACUACGGAGCUGAUGUGAACAAGGCUGGCGUGGAGGGCGUAACUGCACUUCACUAUCUGUGUGCUAGGGAUGAUGUCAAUGAAAACGCUAUCAAACUGUUGUUACAAAAGGGAGCUGAUGUCAACAAGGCUGACGUGGAGGGCGUGACAGCAAUUCGUUAUCUGUGUGCUAGGGAUGAUGUCAAUGAGAGCACUAUCAAACUGUUGUUACAAAACGGAGCGGAUGUCAACAAGGCUGGUGUGAAGGGCGGGACAGCACUUCACUAUCUGUGUUCUAGGAAUGAUGUCAAUGAAAGCGCUGUCAAUCUGUUGUUACAAAGCGGAGCUGAUGUCAACAAGGCUGACAAGGAGGGCUUUACAGCAUUUCACUGUUUGUGUGAUCGGGCUGAUAUAACUGAAAGCGCUGUCAAACUGUUGUUACAAAACGGAGCUGAUGUCAACAAGGCUGACAUGGAGGGCUUUACAACACUUUACCAUCUUUGUGCUAGGGAUCAUGUCAAUGAAAGCACUAUCAAACUGGUUUUACAAAACGGAGCGGAUGUCAACAAGGCUGGCGUGAAGGGCUUUACAGCACUUCACAUUCUGUGUGAUGGGAAUGAUGUCAAAGAAAGGGCUGUCAAACUGUUGUUACAAAACGGAGCUGAUGGCAACAAGGCUGACAUGGAGGGCUUUACAACGCUUUACCAUCUGUGUGAUAGGGAUGAUGUCAAUGAAAGCGCUGUCAAACUGUUGUUACAAAACGGAGCGGAUGUAAACAAGACUACCGUGGAGGGCUUUACAGCACUUUACCAUCUGUGUACCAGGGAUCAUGUUAAUGAAAGCACUAUCAAACUGUUGUUACAAAACGGAGCGGAUGUCAACAAGGCUGGUGUGAAGGGCUUUACAGCACUUCAAUGUCUGUGUGCUAAGGAUGAUGUCAGCGAAAGCGCUGUCAAACUGUUGUUACAAAACGGAGCGGAUGUCAACAAGUCUGACAUGGAGGGCUUUACAGCACUUCACCAUCUGGGUGCUAGGGAUGAAGUCAAUGAAAGCGUUGUCAAACUAUUGUUACAAAACGGAGCUGAUGUCAACAAAACUGACGUGGAGGGGUUUACAGCACUUCACUAUCUGUGUGCUAGGGAUGAUGUUAAUGAAAGCGCUGUAAAACUGUUGUUAAAAAACGGAGCGGAUGUCAACAAGGCUGGCGUGGAGGGCGUGACAUCACUUCACUAUCUGUGUGCUAGGGAUGAUGUUAAUGAAAGCGCUAUCAAACUGUUGUUACAAAAGGGAGUUGAUGUCAACAAGGCUGACGUGGAGGGCUUUACAGCACUUUACCAUCUGUGUGCCAGGGAUCAUGUUAAUGAAAGCACUAUCAAACUACUGUUACAAAACGGAGCGGAUGUCAACGAGGCUGGCGUGAAGGGCUUUACAGCACUUCAAUGUCUGUGUGCUAAGGAUGAUGUCAGUGAAAGCGCUGUCAAACUGUUGUUACAAAACGGAGCGGAUGUCAACAAGGCUACCGUGGAGGUCUUUGCAGAUCUUCAAUGUCUGUGUGAUAGGGAUGAUGUGAAUGAAAGUGCUGUCAAAAUGUUGUUACAAAACGGAGCGGAUGUCAACAAGGCUGACGUGGAGGGCUUUACAGCACUUUACCAUCUGUGUGCCAGGGAUCAUGUCAAUGAAAGCACUAUCAAACUGGUAUUACAAAACGGAGCGGAUGUCAACAAGGCUGACGAGAAGGACUUUACAGCCCUUCACUGUCUUUGUGUUAGGAAUGAUGUCAAUGAAAGCGCUGUCGAACUGUUGUUAAACUACGGAGCUGAUGUGAACAAGGCUGGCGUGGAGGGCGUGACAGCACUUCACUAUCUGUGUACUAGGGAUGAUGUCAAUGAAAACGCUAUCAAACUGUUGUUAAAAGAAGGAGCGGAUGUCAACAAGGCUGGCGUGGAGGGCGCGACAGCACUUCACUAUCUGUGUGCUGGGGAUGAUGUCAAUGAAAGCACUAUCAAACUGUUGUUAAAAGAAGGAGCGGAAGUCAACAAGGCUGGCGUGGAGGGCGCGACAGCACUUCACUAUCUCUGUUCUAAGAAUGAUCUCAAUGAAGGCGCUGUCAAACUAUUGUUACAAAACGGAGCUGAUGUCAACAAGGCUGACAUGGAGGGGUUUACAGCACUUCACAGUCUGUGUGUUAGGGAUGAUGUCAAUGAAAGGGAUGUUAAACUGUUGUUACAAAACGGAGCGGAUGUCAACAAGGCUGGCGUGGAGGGCGCGACAGCACUUCACUAUUUGUGUUCUAAGAAUGAUGUCAAUGAAGGCGCUGUCAAACUGUUGUUACAAAAGGGAGCGGAUGUCAACAAGGCUGACAUGGAGGGGUUUACAGCACUUCACAGUCUGUGUGCUAGGGAUGAUGUCAAUGAAAACACUAUCAAGCUGUUGUUACAAAACGGAGCUGAUGUCAACAAGGCUGGCGUGGAGGGCGUGACAGCAAUUCAUUAUUUGUGUGCUAGGGAUGAUGUCAAUGAAAGCGCUGUCAAACUGUUGUUACAAAACGGAGCAGAUUUAAACAAGGCUGACAUGCAGGGCUUUACAGCAGUUCAUCAUCUGUGUGCUAGGGAUCAUGUCAAUGAAAGCACUAUCAAACUGUUAUUACAAAACGGAGCGGAUGUCAACAAGGCUGACGAGAAGGGCUUUACAGCACUUCAAUGUCUGUGUGCUAGGGAUCAUGUCAAUGAAAGCGCUAUCAAACUGUUGUUACAAAACGGAGCUGAUGUGGACAAGGCUGACAUGGAGGGCUUUACAGCACUUUAACAUCUGUGUGCUAGGGAUGAUGUCAAUGAAAGCACUAUCAAACUGUUGUUAAAAGAAGGAGCGGAUGUCAACAAGGCUGGCGUGGAGGGCGCGACAGCACUUCACUAUCUGUGUUCUAAGAAUGAUCUCAAUGAAGGCGCUGUCAAACUGUUGUUACAAAACGGAGCUGAUGUCAACAAGGCUAACAUGGAGGAGUUUACAGCACUUCACAGUCUGUGUGUUAGGGAUGAUGUCAAUGAAAGCGAUGUUAAACUGUUGUAACAAAAC
Molecule: messenger RNA, 9040 nt
Organism: Haliotis rufescens (red abalone)
Lineage: Eukaryota; Metazoa; Mollusca; Gastropoda; Lepetellida; Haliotidae
Exons: 2
Coding region: 101-8773 (2890 amino acids)
Molecular function (GO): protein binding
Source: RefSeq, a predicted model, not a curated record